AUGCGUCAAGUGUGUCGCAAUAUCAGGAGAGAAGAUCAGGACGUCAUCGAGAUAAACAAUGCAAGUCUGCCAUUUAAGACCAGCAAGCACGGUAUCCAUCGCUCUUUGAAACGUACUAGGGGCGUUACACAACCCGAAAGAGGAGAAAUGCUUGCAAGUGUCAUUGAAGGAUUUUCUGAUUCAUUCAAUUUUCCUCAGUGUGCGGGAGCCAUUGAUGGUACUCAUAUACCAGUUACACCGCCUGCACUCAACCACACUGAUUAUUACAACAGGAAGGGUUGGUAUUCUGUCAUUCUCCAAGCUGUUGUUGACCACAGGUACGUGUUUCGAGAUAUCAAUGUUGGCUGGCCUGGAAGCGUUCAUGAUGCAAGAGGUUUGGCUAAUUCUUCUCUAUUCAAAGAAGCAGAAAACGGGGUAAUAUUACGAUGGCGGGAAAGAGUAAUUGAAGGAUGCACCAUACCGCUAUUCGUCAUUGGUGAUUCUGCAUAUCCACUGUUAAAGUGGCUGCUUAAGCCGUUUCCUCAAAAUGAAAACCUGAUUGAACGAAGGAAAAAUUUCUAUUAUCGACUCUCAAGAGCCAGGAUAGUUGUUGAAAAUGCUUCGCAUGUUAUUGCUGCUUGUUGUGUUCUCCACAAUAUGUGUGAAAUACACAUGGAGUCGUUUGAUGAUGAUUGGAUGGAAGGGAGUAGUACAGAACUUCGGCAACCAGAAGUACCCCGAACUGCCAGUGACAAUGACAGACCAUCAGAUAUUCGUGAUGCCUUGUUUAGGCACUUUGCAACCUAG
This is a messenger RNA of Corticium candelabrum, 786 nucleotides long. RefSeq lists its product as uncharacterized. Bases 1 to 786 code for a protein of 261 amino acids. The record is from RefSeq and is a predicted model, not a curated record. NCBI's taxonomy places the organism in Eukaryota, Metazoa, Porifera, Homoscleromorpha, Homosclerophorida, Plakinidae. The transcript is spliced from 3 exons.